This is a messenger RNA of Miscanthus lutarioriparius, 1398 nucleotides long. Lineage: Eukaryota; Viridiplantae; Streptophyta; Magnoliopsida; Poales; Poaceae. The record is from the annotation of a GenBank genome assembly.
AUGGCGGCGUACUACCACGGCGGCGCCGUCACGGACAUCCAGGCCAGCACCGACGGCCUGCGGACGCUGUACCUGAUGAACCCGAGCUACGCCGGCUACGCGGACGACGGCGGCGCGUCCGCGCCGGGGGCGACCAACAUGAUGCUCCUCAACUCGGCGGUGACCACCAUGACGCCGGCGUCCUUCGCGCACCACCACCACCACCAGAAGUCUCCGUCGUCGGCCGCGCAGCAGCAGCACUUCGUCGGCAUCCCGCUCCAGGCGCCGCCGUCGGGCUACAACCCGUGGACCCCGGCGGCCACGGCCGCGGACAUGUCGUCGCCAACGCCGCAGGCGCAGACUCCCGGCGCCGCAGCGGCUGGGGUCAGCGCCGUGCUCAGCCUGUUUUCCCGCGAGGCAGCGCCGCCGCCGGUCACGGUGGCCGUCCCCGGCUGCACCGACGACGGCAAGUACCACCUGGGCGUGUCGGCCACGUCGCAGGGGCAGAUGGUGAUGAGCUCCAAGUACCUCAAGGCCGCGCAGGAGCUGCUCGACGAGGUGGUGAGCGUCAGCAAGGGCGUCGAGGACGCCAACAAGACGACCAAGAGCCUGGCGGCGGUGAAGAAGAAGGAGGACUCGGAGGGCGUGUCCGGUGGCGGCACCGAUGACGGUUCCGGAGCAAAGAGCGGUGGCGGCGCGGCGGAGAUGUCCACCGCGGAGCGGCAGGAGCUGCAGAUGAAGAAGAGCAAGCUUAUCAACAUGCUUGACGAGGUGGAGCAGCGGUACCGGCAGUACCACGGGCAGAUGCAGGCGGUGUCGUCGUCGUUCGAGGCGGCGGCGGGCGCCGGGUCGGCGCGGACGAACACGGCGCUGGCGCUGCGCACCAUCUCGCGGCAGUUCCGGUGCCUGCGGGACGCGAUCGAGUCGCAGGUGCGCGCGGCGAGCCGGGCGCUGGGCGAGGACGCGGACGCCGCCGUCGCCGCCGGGGGCCGCACCGUGAUGUCCCGCCUCCGCUACAUCGACCACCAGCUCCGGCAGCAGCGCGCGCUGCAGCAGCUCGGCAUGAUGCAGGGUGGCGCCUGGCGGCCCCAGCGCGGCCUCCCCGAGCGCUCCGUCUCCAUCCUCCGCGCUUGGCUCUUCGAACACUUCCUGCACCCAUACCCCAAGUAUUCGGACAAGAUCAUGCUCGCCAAGCAAACCGGGCUCACCAGGAGUCAGGCUAAAGGCUACGCUGAGGAUCAGCGUAUUUUACCGCAUGAUGAUGGGCCACAUAAGCACCUGUUCUGCUCAUAUACUUUUCAGCCGACUUGUGCUUAUUUUGGCUUAUUCUUCCUCACAGAAAUACUAUUAAAACAGCCGAAAUCAGUCGAAAUGGGACCUAAGGGUCUGUUUCAAAUUAUAAGACGGUACAACUAUUAG